Molecule: messenger RNA, 4413 nt
Organism: Rhinocladiella mackenziei CBS 650.93
Lineage: Eukaryota; Fungi; Ascomycota; Eurotiomycetes; Chaetothyriales; Herpotrichiellaceae
Exons: 1
Coding region: 1-4413 (1470 amino acids)
Biological process (GO): protein phosphorylation
Cellular component (GO): cytoplasm
Molecular function (GO): protein serine/threonine kinase activity; ATP binding
Source: RefSeq, a predicted model, not a curated record
AUGCCUGCUCGGACUGCCGAAUCUCCAGAUGAUAUACCCGCGUCCAGGGUGGUCGAAGGCCUGGGCUUUAAGGCCAAAGGACCCAAACCUCCGUCUAGUCCGACCAAGAAAGAAGAGAAAACCAAAGCACAGGAUGUCGCAGAGUUGAAAGAUUAUCAAUUGGGCGAUUGUCUGGGCAAAGGCGCCUUUGGUUCCGUUUAUCGAGCUCUGAAUUGGGGGACGGGGGAGACUGUCGCAGUCAAGCAGAUCAAGCUAGCCGAUCUCCCGAAGAGUGAACUGAGGGUGAUCAUGCUGGAGAUUGACUUACUGAAGAACCUGGACCAUCCCAACAUUGUCAAGUAUAACGGAUCCGUCAAAACUCCCGAAACCCUCAACAUUAUCCUGGAGUAUUGCGAAAAUGGAUCCUUACAUUCCAUCUCCAAGAAUUUUGGGCGUUUCCCCGAGAAUCUCGUCGCCCUCUAUAUGUCUCAAGUCCUUCAAGGAUUGGUCUAUCUCCACGAGCAAGGGGUCAUUCAUCGGGACAUCAAAGGAGCCAACAUUCUUACCACCAAGCAAGGUCUGGUCAAACUAGCCGAUUUUGGCGUGGCCAGUCGGACCACCGGCUUACACGAGUCGAGUGUCGUCGGAACUCCAUAUUGGAUGGCCCCCGAGGUUAUUGAACUGACAGGAGCCACCACCGCUUCGGACAUAUGGAGUUUAGGAUGUACUGUGAUCGAAUUGCUGGACGGCAAACCCCCUUAUCAUGCGCUCCAACCGAUGCCCGCCUUGUUUCGAAUUGUGAACGACGAUCAUCCACCUUUGCCACAAGGGGCAUCUCCCGCUGUUUUGGACUUUCUGAUGCAAUGCUUCCAGAAAGACCCCAACCUUCGAGUAUCAGCCAGGAAAUUAUUGAAACAUCCCUGGAUCGUCAAUGCCCGAAGAACAGACUCGGACAGACCCAAGAAUGCCACCGAGUAUACGGAAGCGGUCAGAAGCGUCCAGGAGUGGAACGAGGCUUUGAAGGAUUCUCCGAAUGGCAAUUCCAUACGCAAGAAUUCCAAUGCCUCGACAGCCAGUCCAAUCCCGCCAGCCAAGGAUUUGCUUCGGCUGGCCAAAUCACAGACGAAAUCUCCUAUUCCUCCCCUCAAUAAAGAUGGUGGCGCCACCAGAUUUCGUUCUUUGGAGGAGGCGGAUGAUAAUUGGGACGAUGAUUUUGCCACGGCAAUCUCUCCGAGCACGUUUCAACUCCCACACUUACGGCCUCACGAUAAUUUCGGUGGGAUGCUGUCAUCCGAAAGGUUAAAAGCAUUGGCGGCCAUGGAAACCGCAACAGGGAAGGAGAAUGAGGUGGCCGAAGACAAGGAUUCCACGCUCAAGGCUUCUACAUCUACGGACGGGGAGAGCGUUAAAACUGUGCGACUGGCAACAGCAACCAAGAAGCCUGAAAUUCGUCACGCUCGACAUAAAUCUGAAGUCCCGCCGAAAUCCCAAACCAAGCCCGUACCGGCGCCGAGAAAAGCAUCGUUACCUUCUGCGCGUCAAUCUACCAACCUUUCCAAGAGCAAACCUCCGCAGCCCAAAGUCUCGUUAGAUGAGCCUCCAACUCGGCGAUAUCGAGAAAGCUCCGUGGAAGACUUCUCUGAUAUCAUUCAAGGGAACGAGCUGACUCUGGAUACUAAACUGGGCCUGAUGCAGCUGCAGAACGAGGGGCCGCCUUCCAAAAUCCUUGACUCGCCCACUGUGACCGACUUGAUGCUAAGCAUGAGGCCUCCAAAGGCUGGCGAAAGCCUCAAGAAACCUCCAGUUCCAAGGAGCAAGUUGUCGAUGCGACGGACAAGAUCCUCUAUCGAGAUCCAGCGUUUUGCGGAGAAUGAGGACGAUGAAGAUUUCUCCGAUGUCUUUGCCCAAACCGCGGCCGUAUUGGAAAAACCCGACAGUGAGGAUGGUUCGGAGUUGAUGUUAAAUUCAAAGAUAUCGAACCUGUCUUGGCUUCCGGAUGCCGAAGACGAAGAUGAUCCAUUCGCACAGCUCGAGGAAGGCCUCCCCGAAGUCGAUCUCGAGUCCAACAUAGCUCGAGAUAAGCAUGCGCGGCUUCGGACAGACGUGGAAGUUUUGGUGGACCAGCUCAAAGUUAUGCAGGACGACGAUGCUUUACUACAAAUCUCCGAAGACUUGAUGAACUUUUUCGACCUCUUCUCCGAAACCAAAGGUGUCAUUAUCAGUGCACACGGUGUCCUCCCGAUUCUUGAAAUACUGGAGGACUGCAUGCGUCUUGAUAUCGUUCUCAACCUCCUGAAGAUUGUGAACGCCAUCAUUUUCAAUGAUGAAGAGGUGCAAGAGAAUUUGUGUUUUGUCGGUGGCAUCCCCAAAAUCAACAAGUUUGCGUCCAAGAAGUUUCCUCGAGAAAUUCGCCUCGAAGCUGCCGCCUUUGUACGCCAAAUGUAUCAAACGUCCACUCUCAUCCUUCAAAUGUUUGUCAGCGCCGGCGGUCUGACAGUUUUGGUGGAUUUUCUGGAAGACGACUAUGAUGAUGACCGUGAAUUGGUCCUUAUUGGGGUCAAUGGGAUCUGGAGUGUGUUUGAGUUGCAGGGAUCAACCCCCAAAAAUGACUUUUGCCGAAUCUUGUCUCGAAAUUCAGUCUUGGAACCUUUGUCACUGGUCCUCAAUCGAGUCUUGCUCGAACCAGCCGAUUCCGGCGACCAGAAGGAGCUGGCAGAUUUGUGCGAAGGUCGAAUCGCCAGUAUUUUCUUUGUUUUCUCGCAGGCCGAGAACUAUGUCAAGGAACUUGUGGCGGAGAGGACUGUUUUACACCGCGUCCUGAAGAAUCUCAAGAGAAUGACUCCAGCACAUCAGGUGACAAUGUUGAAGUUUAUCAAGAACCUAUCCAUGCUGUCGACCACCUUGGAUGCACUUCACAACUCGAAUGCCAUCGACGUUCUGGCCGAACUUCUCAGUAACAGUAUGAACAAGCCGCAUUUUAGGGAGAUGUCGAAUCAGAUCCUAAAUACGAUUUACAAUCUGUGCCGAUUAUCGAAACGGCGACAGGAAGAUGCAGCUUUGGUUGGUAUCAUUCCUAUUCUUAUCAAGAUCGUCAAGCAAGAGAAGACUCCGGUCAAGGAAUUCGCUUUGCCAAUUCUGUGCGACAUGGCGCAUUCCACCAGAGCCGCUCGUCGAGAACUUUGGCAGAACAAGGGUCUGGCGUUCUAUGUGUCAUUGCUGUCAGAUCCUUACUGGCAGGUAACAGCACUGGAUGCCAUCUUUACAUGGCUCCAAGAAGAGACGGCUCGAGUGGAGGACCAUCUCCUAGAAAACCAAAGCUUCACUUCCGCAAUUGUUCCCGCCUUGACAAGCAGCAAAUCGACCUCCUUCGAAAACCUCUUGGAACCGCUCCAAAAGCUCCUGAGACUGUCACCUCCCCUCGCCGCGUCCAUGGCAAGAAGUCCGCAAUUAUUCGAGACCCUCGGCCAGAAAUUGAGUCACAAUAAACCAGCUAUCCGUCUCAACCUCCUGCGUAUUAUUGGCAGUAUCUGCGACUCGACGGAAGAAGGCUGUUACCUUCUCGACCAGUACGGGCUGCAUGAUGUGAUCCGCGAACUUUCCUUCUCUGACUCGGCAGUCCUUGUUCGCAGCAUGGCCAGCGAACUGAUACGCUCAUGCGAAGAAACUGACAAUGUUAGUAUCAAGAGCGGACAAGGUGGAACUACAGCUCCCAACGGUGCUCGAAGAAAACACCCAGGCUUCCAACGUCGUACCAGUUCCACUACGCCUCCACAUCUCCUUGACCGUCAAAUGAGCAUGCCUACUUCCCCUCAACUUGGACGCUCGGAGCGAGCUAGCAUAAAUAUGUACGACGCGCCGGUUGCACAGACACCUCGACGGCAACGCAAUGGUGUGUACGUCAAUGGCGCGAGCGUGAUGCGGCCUGCUAGUCGUGAUGGGUCAACAUAUGUGCGGGAAAAUUCCCCUGCGUUCGCCAUGCCGAGUCUCACCCGUGCCAAUACUGCCAGUGCAGUGACUGAAAUGGCCGUCAAUAAGAGCAGGCUUCCUCGACAAUCCACAGCCGGGACUUCAAUAACAGGGCGUCAUCAUCGCCUCUCAAGGCAAAGCACUCGCGAGAGCAUGAUUGGCGCCGCGGAGAGAGAUUCGACCGUGCGUACACAUCAAUCUACGCAUAGUCACAGUAGUGGAGGAAAUACGCCCAUUACAUUGACGCCUGUGGCAGAAGGGAAGGUCCGCAAGGAGACGAGGCAUGGACAUACGGGCAGUGUCAGUCAAAGUAGUGGUGGUAUCAUGGGGGGGAAUAUGAGGCAAGCUCUACGUCCAGGCUCGCGACAGAGUCAAGACCAAGGCCUAGGACGGGGACAAGUCGAAGUCACGGUUGCGAGGAGAACGACAGCCAGAAGACAUGGCCCUGGGGAUGAACGGUGGAGUUAG